CUGGAAGGUGAGGCCAGCUGAGCCACUGGAGACCUGGGAGGUUCUUUUCUUUUUUAAGUUUUGCUGGCUCAGACCUGUUGGGCAGGUAUAAAAGGGAAUGGCCAGCCUCUGCUGGGCACCCAGUCUCUUCCAGUGUGGUCUCAGCACCCAGGGAAGUCCUGGUUCCCGCCCGUGGUUCCUUCUUGCUCCUCCCUCAGCCCAGCCACAAUGCCCAGUGCAUCCAGAGGCGAAUGCGGGGAUGAUGUGGACCCAAUGCCCUUCCUGACACCUUCCGAAAAGGAGAGAAUGGAAGCCAUGAGCAAGCCCUAUGACAUCAAGAGGUCUUGCUGGGUCAAGGAUGAGAAGGAGGGCUUCAUUUCUGGGGAGAUCCAGUCCGAACAGGGCGACCAGGUCACCGUGAAGACGAUCACCAACCAGACGCUCACCAUGAAGAAGGAUGAUAUCCAGCAGAUGAACCCACCCAAAUUCUACCAAGCCAGCGACAUGGCCAACAUGACCUUCCUGAACGAGGCCAGCGUCCUGGACAACCUACGUCAACGCUACGUCAGCAUGAGGAUCUAUACCUACUCAGGCUUGUUCUGCGUGACAGUCAACCCCUACCGGUGGCUGCCCAUCUACGGGGCCCGCGUGGCCAACAUGUACAGAGGCAAGAAGCGUACGGAGAUGCCGCCCCACCUCUUCUCCAUUUCAGACGUCGCCUACCACGACAUGCUCAUGGAGCGUGAAAAUCAGUCUAUGCUAAUCACUGGAGAAUCUGGUGCAGGCAAGACUGAGAACACGAAGAAGGUCAUCCAGUACUUUGCCAACAUCGGAGGAACUGGCAAACAGUCCUCGGAUGGGAAGGGGUCCCUGGAGGAUCAAAUCAUCCAGGCAAACCCUGUUCUGGAGGCAUUUGGGAACGCCAAGACCACCAGAAACAACAACUCCUCCCGUUUCGGAAAGUUCAUCCGGAUCCACUUCGGAACUACAGGCAAGCUGGCCGGAGCUGACAUCGAGAGCUAUCUCUUAGAGAAAUCUCGUGUCAUCUCACAGCAAGCAGCUGAGAGGGGCUACCACAUUUUCUACCAGAUUCUCUCUAACAAGAAGCCUGAGCUUGUCGAGAGUCUUCUGCUGGUCCCCAACCCUAAGGAGUACUUCUGGGUGAGCCAGGGUGUCACCACCGUGGAUAACAUGGACGACGGGGAGGAGCUGCAGGUCACAGACGUAGCCUUUGGCGUGCUGGGCUUCAGCUCCGAGGAGAAGAUCGGCGUGUAUAAGCUGACUGGGGGCAUCAUGCACUUUGGCAACAUGAAGUUCAAGCAGAAGCCCAGAGAGGAGCAGGCUGAAGUGGACACCACGGAGGUGGCCGACAAAGUCGCCCAUCUCAUGGGUCUCAAUUCUGGGGAGCUCCAGAAGGGCAUCACCAGGCCCCGGGUCAAAGUAGGCAACGAGUUUGUGCAGAAGGGCCAGAACAUGGAACAGUGCCAGAACUCCAUCGGGGCCCUGGGCAAGGCCGUCUAUGACAAGAUGUUCAAGUGGCUGGUGGUCAGGAUCAACAAGACCUUGGACACCAAGAUGCAAAGGCAGUUCUUCAUCGGGGUGCUGGACAUUGCCGGCUUCGAGAUCUUUGAGUUCAACAGCUUCGAACAGCUGUGCAUUAAUUUCACCAACGAGAAGUUGCAGCAGUUCUUCAACCACCACAUGUUCGUGCUGGAGCAGGAGGAGUAUAAGAAGGAGGGCAUCGACUGGGUCUUCAUCGACUUUGGCCUUGACCUGCAGGCCUGCAUCGACCUCCUGGAAAAGCCCAUGGGCAUCUUCUCCAUCUUGGAGGAACAGUGUGUCUUCCCCAAGGCCACCGACGCCACAUUCAAGGCAGCCCUGUACGACAACCACCUGGGCAAGUCCAGCAACUUCCUCAAGCCCAAGGGGAGCAAGGGCAAGGGGCCCGAGGCCCACUUCGAGCUUGUCCACUAUGCAGGCACCGUGGGUUACAACAUCACGGGCUGGCUGGAGAAGAACAAAGACCCCCUGAAUGAAACAGUGGUGGGCUUGUUCCAGAAAUCAAGCCUGGGGCUCCUAGCCCUUCUCUUCAAAGAAGAGGAGGCUCCAACUGGAAGCAAGAAGCAGAAACGAGGGUCCUCUUUCAUGACCGUCUCCAACUUCUACAGGGAGCAGUUGAACAAGCUGAUGGCCACCCUCCACAGCACCUCCCCCCAUUUUGUCCGCUGUAUUGUCCCCAAUGAGUUCAAGCAAUCAGGUGUGGUGGACGCCCACUUGAUCAUGCACCAGCUGGCUUGCAAUGGAGUCCUGGAAGGCAUCCGUAUUUGCAGGAAGGGCUUCCCAAACAGGCUGCAGUACCCAGAGUUCAAACAGAGGUACCAAGUGCUGAACCCCAGCGUGAUUUCUCAGGGGUUCGUGGACAACAAGAAGGCCUCAGAGCUGCUGCUCGGGAGCAUCGACUUGGAUGUGAAUGAAUACAAAAUCGGACACACCAAGGUAUGGUCUUCCCACUCAGGCUUGUCCCAAGAAGGUGGGUGUCAGGGUGUGAAUUCCAGCUCAGCCGUAGACCAGCAUCAUGAGGCAUGCCUUCAUUUUAACCCAUGCAAUGCUGGAUUCUUCCCUUUUUUUUUUUUUUGCAGAGUUGGCCUGAAGGUCAUCCAGCGGAACACACGCAAGUUCCUGGAGCUGCGUUUCUGGGGCUGGUGGAAGCUCUACAACAAGGUCAAGCCACUCCUGAAUGUGGCUCGGCAAGAGGAGGAGAUGAAGGCCAAGGAGGAGGAGCUGAGGAACGCCACGGCCAAGACGCAGGAGCUGCUAGGCAAGAUCAAGGAUCUGGAGGAGAAGAUGGCCACGCUCAGCCAGGAGAAGAAUGACCUCACCAUCCAGCUGCAGGCAGAGCAAGAGAACCUGAUAGAUGCGGAGGAGCGCCUGACCCAGAUGAUGAAGACCAAGAUGGAGCUGGAGAGCCAGAUCUCUGACAUGCGGGAGAGGCUGGAGGAGGAGGAGGUCACAUCGGCCUCGCUGAGCGCCACCAAGCGCAAGCUGGAGGGGGAGCUCAGUGACCUCAAGCGGGACCUGGAGGGCCUGGAGACCACGCUGGCCAAGACAGAGAAGGAGAAGCAGGCCCUGGAUCACAAGGUCCGCACCCUGACUGGGGACCUCUCGCUUCGAGAAGACUCUAUCGCCAAGCUCCAGAAGGAGAAGAGGGCCCUAGAGGAGCUGCAGCAGAAAACCCUUGAUGACCUGCAAGCCGAGGAGGACAAGGUGAACCAUCUGACCAAGAACAACAGCAAGCUUAGCACCCAGAUCCAUGAGCUGGAGGAUAACUGGGAACAGGAAAAGAAAAUCCGGGCGGAAGUGGAAAAAGCUCGCCGGAAAGCUGAGAGUGACUUGAAGAUGACCAUUGACAAUCUCAAUGAGAUGGAGCGGUCCAAGCUAGAUCUCGAGGAGGUGGUGAAAAAGAGAGAUAUGGAAAUCAAUUCUGUCAACUCGAAAUAUGAGGAUGAGCAGUCUCUGAAUUCCACGCUGCAGCGGAAACUAAAGGAACACCAGGCCCGAAUCGAGGAGCUGGAGGAAGAGCUGGAGGCUGAGAGGGCAAUGAGAGCCAAGGUGGAGAAACAACGCAGUGACCUGUCCCGAGACCUCGAAGACCUCAGUGACAGGCUGGAAGAGGCUGGGGGAGCCACAUCUGCUCAGAUCGAGCAGAACCGCAAGCGGGAGGCCGAGCUGCUGAAGCUGCGGCGGGAGCUGGAGGAGGUGGCCCUGCAGAGCGAGGCAGCAGCCUCCACACUGCGCAAGAAGCACACAGACUCCAUGGCCGAGCUGACCGAGCACGUGGAGAACCUGCAGAGGGUCAAGUCCAAGCUGGAGAAGGACAAGCAGGUCAUGAAGGCCGAGAUCGACGACCUCAACGCCAGCGUGGAGACCAUACAGAAGUCCAAGAUGAAUGCCGAGGCCCACGUUCGAAAGCUGGAAGAUAACUUAUCAGAGGCCAAUGCCAAGGUGGCUGAGCUGGAGCGGAACCAGGCAGAAAUCAACGCCAUCAGGACCCGCCUCCAAGCUGAAAACAGUGAACUGAGCCGGGAAUAUGAAGAAUCCCAGAGCCGGCUUAAUCAGAUCCUGAGGAUAAAGACGUCCCUGACAUCACAGGUGGACGAUUACAAGAGGCAGCUGGAUGAAGAGUCCAAGUCCCGCAGCACGGCCGUGGUGAGUCUUGCCAACACCAAGCACGACCUGGACCUGCUGAAGGAGCAGCUGGAGGAGGAGCAGGGAGGCAAGUCGGAGCUGCAGCGCCUUGUGUCCAAACUCAACACCGAGGUGACCACCUGGAGGACCAAGUAUGAGACGGACGCCAUCCAGAGGACCGAGGAGCUGGAGGAGACCAAGAGAAAACUGGCCGCCAGGCUCCAGGAGGCAGAAGAGACGGCUGAAGCUGCCCAGGCCCGAGCCGCCUCCCUCGAGAAAAACAAACAGAGACUCCAGGCAGAAGUUGAGGACCUCACCAUCGACUUGGAGAAGGCCAACGCCGCGGCCGCAGCCCUGGACAAGAAGCAGCGGGUCUUUGACAAGAUGCUGGCUGAGUGGCAGCAGAAGUGCGAGGAGCUGCAGGUGGAGGUGGACACCUCCCAGAAGGAGUGCCGCAUGUACAUGACCGAGAGCUUCAAGAUCAAGACCGUCUACGAGGAGUGCCUGGAGCACCUGGAGUCGGUGAAGAAGGAGAACAAGACCCUGCAGGAGGAGAUAAAGGAACUGAUUGAUCAGCUGGGUGAGGGAGGACGGAGUAUACAUGAGCUGCAGAAAAUGAAGAAAAAAUUGGAGAUUGAGAAGGAAGAACUCCAGGUGGCCCUGGAGGAAGCUGAGUCUUCCCUGGAGGUUGAAGAGAGCAAGGUGAUUCGAAUUCAGCUGGAACUGGCUCAGGUGAAAGCUGAUAUUGACCGGAGAAUCCACGAGAAAGAAGAGGAAUUUGAAGCUACGAGGAAGAACCACCAGAGGGCCAUCGAAUCCUUGCAGGCCAGCCUGGAGGCGGAGGCCAAGGGCCGGGCAGAGGCACUUCGGCUCAAGAAGAAGAUGGAGACAGACCUGAAUGAGAUGGAAGUCCAGCUGGACCACGCCAACAAGAACAACAGCGAACUUGUGAAGACGUUGAAAAGGCUGCAACAGCAAAUCAAGGACCUGCAGAUACAGAUGGACGAAGACGCCCGGCAGCAUGAGGAGCUGCGGGAACAGUACAACCUGCAGGAACGGCGCCUGAGCCUGCUGCAGACUGAGAUGGACGAGGUGCGCUCGGCCCUGGAGGGCAGCGAGCGCUCCCGCAAGCUGCUGGAGCAGGAGGUGGUGGAGGUCACCGAGCGGCACAACGAGCUCAACGUCCAGAACCAAAGCCUCCUUGUGGUCAAGCGUAAGCUGGAGUCUGAUGUCCAGCGCAUCUCCAACGAGCAUGAGGAGCUCAUCAGUGAGUUCCGCUCGGUCGACGAGAGGGCCAAGAAAGCCAUGACAGACGCUGCCCGCAUGGCCGAGGAACUCCGGCAAGAGCAGGACCACUGCAUGCACCUGGAGAAAAUCAAGAAGAACUACGAGGUCACCAUCAAGGACUUGCAGGCCAAGAUGGAGGAGGCUGAGCAGCUGGCUCUCAAGGGAGGGAAACGCACAAUCAUGAAGCUGGAAGCCAGGAUCAAGGAACUGGAGACGGAGCUGGACGGGGAGCAGAAACAGCACGUGGAAACGGUCAAGACGCUGCGGAAGAAUGAGCGGCGCCUCAAAGAGCUGGUCUUCCAGACGGAGGAGGACCACAAGACCAACCAGCGCAUGCAGGAGCUGGUGGAGAAGCUGCAGAACAAGCUGAAGGUCUACAAGCGGCAGAUCGAGGAGGCGGAGGAGCAGGCCAACCAGACCUUGGCUCGCUAUAGGAAGACGGUACAUGAGCUGGAUGAUGCCGAGGAGCGGGCCGGCAUGGCAGAGACCGCCCUGAACAAGCUGCGCACCAGACACCGCGUGGCUGGCAAAGGCAUCACCUCUGUGGAGAUCAUCCAGGUGUCCAAGACAGGCACCUCCAAAACCCUUUCUGAGGAGUGAGGUGCCACGUGUCCCAGCUCACAGCCGGGUGACACAGAUCACAACAGCAGACCACUGACAGGAAAAAUAUAUGAAAAUGGAAAACUGGGUCUAUCCUGAGAAUGUUUACUAUGCAAAGGAAAGUGCAAGCCAGAAAGAGAUAGGUGCAAAAGAAUAAAGAUAGCUGUGGGGGAGAUGGGCUUGGGGAUGUAAAUACCCAGCCAUUAGAGGAAUUUAAAUUAGCCCGGCUUCUCCAAGAUGGCAUCAACCUGUCAAGCACUUGGAUAACAGUAAGAGUGGGUCUGAUUUAGUUGAGAUUCUACAUGUUCAUGUCAAGGACGGAAUAUGUAAUGUCUGUGGGACUUGGCUGAUCUCUAGAAGUAAUUCCUCGUGUGGACAAUUUUGAUACCUUGUCCCCAUGCAUCUUAAAUAAAAGAAACUUGAAAAAUGGA
Messenger RNA from Lagenorhynchus albirostris (white-beaked dolphin), 6482 nucleotides. RefSeq names its product myosin-16. Lineage: Eukaryota; Metazoa; Chordata; Mammalia; Artiodactyla; Delphinidae. Gene Ontology annotation, molecular function: actin filament binding; cytoskeletal motor activity; ATP binding. Gene Ontology annotation, cellular component: myosin complex. The record is from RefSeq and is a predicted model, not a curated record. The transcript has 43 exons. The coding region runs from base 208 to 6051 and encodes 1947 amino acids.